AUGGGGGCGCGUGCCCGACGGGAAGCACAGUGCCGUCGCCCGGCGGCUGGCAGGGCGGCGCAGCAGCAGCGGCGGCGGCGACGGGAGGCGGCGGUGGGCGCUGGAGGCGGCGGCGACGGGCGGUGGGCGGCGGAGGCGGAGGCGGUGGCGGUGGCGUUGGCGGCGCGGCGGGCUGGCAGCGGCGGGCGCGCGGCAGCGGAGGGACUCACUGUGUCGGAAGCAGCGUGCGGACGGUCGUGCCGGAGGCUGCGUGGCGCGAAGGCGGGCGCUGCGGGCUUCUCGGGCGCCGCGCUCCAAGCACCAAGGGCCUCCUCUGGGCGAGUGCGGCACGCUACAGCCGCGUCCUGGCAACAACUACAAUGA
Molecule: messenger RNA, 363 nt
Organism: Gryllus bimaculatus (two-spotted cricket)
Lineage: Eukaryota; Metazoa; Arthropoda; Insecta; Orthoptera; Gryllidae
Source: the annotation of a GenBank genome assembly